Molecule: messenger RNA, 1106 nt
Organism: Durio zibethinus
Lineage: Eukaryota; Viridiplantae; Streptophyta; Magnoliopsida; Malvales; Malvaceae
Product: NAC domain-containing protein 83-like
Biological process (GO): regulation of DNA-templated transcription
Molecular function (GO): DNA binding
Source: RefSeq, a predicted model, not a curated record
AAAAGGAACCUCCCUGUCUUUCUUCUCCAUACAAAGGCCAGGCCAUUAAACUCACAAGAACAAAAGUCUUCCCUUCAGUUUUUUUGCCUUUUCUUUCCUUUUGGUUUCCUCUCUCUCUCUCUUUGCACAUUCCAAUCCCAUAUGGGUUACUUUGCUUGAUUUCAAUCAGCUAAGCUAGCUCAAGUUUGGUUGGUUUUGAGAGAUCAGAGAAGUAAAAGAUAGUACAAACUUAAGCUAGCUGGUUGAGGAGGUUUCUGAGAAUUUUUAAGCAUGGAAAGUCAAAACUUUGUUGUAAAUGGAGGAAUCAAGAUGCCCAUUGGCUACAGGUUUCGUCCUACAGAUGAAGAGCUUGUUGUUCAUUACUUGAAGAGAAAGGCUUUAAGUCUUCCCUUACCUGCUUCUGUCAUUCCCGAGUUUGAUGUUUUCCAGACUGAUCCUUGGAGCUUACCAGGUGAUUUGAAAGAAAAUAGGUAUUUCUUUAGCGACAGAUAUGGUAAUGGUAGUAACAACAAAUGCAAGAGAGUGUCUGGUUCUGGUUACUGGAAGCCCAUAGGCAAAGAGAAAACAAUUUUAGCUUCUGCAAGCAAUCAAGUUGUUGGGAUGAGAACAGCCUUGAUUUUCUGCGAAAGGAAGCGUUCUAAUGAGUCCAAGACUCGGUGGCUCUUGUAUCAAUAUCGCCUUGUUGGCUCUGCAGCAACUCUUGAUUCAACUCAGAUGUCCAAGAGGGAAUUGUUUGGAGAUUGGUUAGUUUACAAGGUGUUUCAAAGGAAGAGAAAAGCUAAAAAACAUGGAGUAAUUUCUAACAAAAGUCAGACUACUAGUGCAAUGACCAUGGCUAGUUGUAUUGAUUUUGCAGUUGAAGACCGCUCUGUCUUUGGUCCUCCUCAAACUACUUCACCAAGUUCAAGUGAAAUUACUGAGGUUUCUACCAAUGGAUUAGAUCAGGAAGAAAGCAAUGCUUUCAUUAGUUCUUAUUCAAAUUAUUGUACGAGAAAGCAGUAAAAACAGUUGCACUAGACUUUGUAUCAGAUCUUUUUAACUGUUGCGCAAGAAAUGAGAAAUGGGCAAAAAGGAAAAGGAAAAGGCCAAUUUAACUGUUUUAAGGA